AUGCCUCUCUUCAACGUCACACUCAAAGACAACGCCCCAGCCGACGAGCUCACCAAGGCUAAGGAAAAGGCCAAGUCCGAUGGCGGCGAGAUCAAGCAUGAAUUCACGCUCAUCAAAGGCUUCACAGUCGAAUUCCCCGAGGACAAAGUCGGCGUGCUGCAGACCAACGAUCACAUCCAUGUCGAGCAAGACGGCGAGGUGAAGACUCAGUAG
This is a messenger RNA of Cyphellophora attinorum, 213 nucleotides long. RefSeq lists its product as uncharacterized. Bases 1 to 213 code for a protein of 70 amino acids. Gene Ontology annotation, molecular function: endopeptidase inhibitor activity. The record is from RefSeq and is a predicted model, not a curated record. Gene Ontology annotation, biological process: vacuole fusion, non-autophagic. Lineage: Eukaryota; Fungi; Ascomycota; Eurotiomycetes; Chaetothyriales; Cyphellophoraceae. The transcript has 3 exons.